Molecule: messenger RNA, 264 nt
Organism: Cylicostephanus goldi
Lineage: Eukaryota; Metazoa; Nematoda; Chromadorea; Rhabditida; Strongylidae
Source: the annotation of a GenBank genome assembly
AUGGUAGCAAACACCGAUUAUACAUUAUGUGAGGCCAAGAGAAACAUGAUAAUGCGUCACACAGCCUCUCCUGGCAUCCUAAUUGCUGGAGUCGACGAAGAGGCAAAGAGGCAGGACGAAGUGGAAGGAAGCAGUGGAGUGAAGAAGAAGGGCGUCAACGUUGAAAGGUUGAAGAAACGCCGAUGCAAGGAUAGCGAUGCAAGAAAACGAUCAGGACGAGGAUGUGCAGAAGAGGAAGGAGUAUGCUCGGUGAAAGAAAGUUGA